UGAUGGGAUGGUGAUUGCUAACCAGAGAAGGUUGAAACUUGUAACCGCACAGACUCUUCCCUCUUCUCCUCUUCCUCAUUAAAAAAACUUCAACAUCAGAUUAGGGUUUCUGUGGCUCUCCGCAAUUCCGAGGACAUGUCAGGGAAACGGGUGAUAGCAAUAUGCAUGUCCGGUGGAGAGUUUCUGACGGAGAAAGGCGGAGCGUUAACUUACAAAGGAGGCGAUGCUCACGCGAUAGACGUGGACGAGGAGAUGAAGUUCAAAGACUUUAUCUCAGAGAUAGGGGAGAUGUUUAACUGCGACGCUAGAACGGUUUCUCUCAAGUACUUUCUCCCUGAUAACAAGAAGACGCUCAUCUCCAUCUCCAACGAUAAAGAUUUGAAACGGAUGAUCAAGUUCCACGAGAACUCGAACAGCGCUGAUGUCUAUCUCAUACCUGAAGAGCCUUCUCCAGACAUCUCAAACAUGCCUGCUAGCAGAUCAAGCAGAACUACAUUGUCUGAAGCAGUUCCUCUGGAGGAUAUGAUAGAUGACAUAGCAGGACCAGAAGAUCUCCCCCUCUCAGUCUCAGUCUCAGCUCCUCCCGUUGUGACCAUGGAGCAGCAAGUAGUGAACCGACCCGAAGACACACAGAUCGUCAUCACUACUCCACCCGACAUAAUGUCAGCCAUCCUCGAAGCCCCGAAUCCGAAAGGAGACAUCCUCACAAAGGCUAGAACGCAGCAGUGGCAGAACACGAUCACAGGCGUCGGGCAGAGGUUCAAAAACGUGAGCGAGUUCCGGGAAGCCCUGCGCAAGUACGCGAUCGCGAACCAGUUCGGGUUCCGCUACAAGAAGAACGACAGCCACCGCGUGACGGUCAAAUGCAAAGCCGAAGGCUGUCCCUGGAGGAUCCACGCCUCCAGGCUGUCAACCACUCAGCUCAUCUGCAUCAAGAAGAUGACUCCCUCGCACACCUGCGAAGGCGCGGGAGGCGUCAACGGCCUCCAGACGAGCCGGAGCUGGGUGGCUAGCAUUAUCAAGGAGAAGCUGAAAGUGUUUCCUAACUAUAAACCGAAAGACAUCGUCAGUGACAUCAAGGAGGAGUAUGGGAUCCAGCUGAACUACUUCCAAGCGUGGCGCGGGAAAGAGAUCGCGAGAGAGCAGCUUCAGGGAUCGUACAAGGACGGUUACAAGCAGCUUCCGUCCUUCUGCGAGAAGAUCAUGGAGACCAAUCCAGGGAGCUUAGCUACGUUCACCACCAAGGAGGAUUCGAGUUUUCACCGCGUCUUCGUGUCCUUCCACGCCUCGGUUUACGGUUUCCUCGAGGCGUGUCGACCUCUAGUGUUUCUCGACAGCAUGCCGCUGAAGUCGAAGUAUCAAGGGACGCUGCUAGCCGCGACUUCCGUCGACGGUGACGACGAAGUGUUUCCGCUAGCGUUUGCAGUUGUUGACGCGGAGACGGAGGAUAACUGGGAGUGGUUCUUGCUUCAGCUGAGGUCUGUUCUCGCUCCAGAUCAACAGGUUUCUAGCCAGAUCACGUUCGUUGCGGAUAGACAGAAGAGUCUCCAAGAGCUCAUCCCAAAGGUGUUCGUUAACUCCUUCCACGCGUACUGUUUGCGUUACUUAACCGACGAGCUCAUCAGAGACUUGAAAGGACCGUUCUCGCACGAGAUCAAGCGUUUAAUCGUCGACGACUUCUACUCGGCGGCCUACGCGCCGAGGCCCGAUUCGUUCGAGAGACACGUGGAGAACAUCAAAGGCCUCUCACCGGACGCAUACAGCUGGAUCGUGCAUAAUAGCCAGCCGGAUCACUGGGCCAACGCUUACUUCCCCGGCUCUCGUUACAACCACUUGACAUCGAACUCGGGCGAGCCGUUCUUCAGCUGGGCCUCGGACGCCAACGAUCUCCCGAUAACUCAAAUGGUGGAUGUGAUCCGAGGGAAGAUAAUGGGAUUGAUCCACGUGAGAAGGAUCAACGCAGCUGAGGCCAACGGGAGAUUGACUCCUUCGAUGGAAGUAAAGCUGGAGAAAGAGUGUUUAAAAGCGCAGAGCCUCCACGUGGCGUCCUCCGCGGAUAACAACUUGUUUCAAGUCCGCGGAGAGACGUACGAGCUCGUGAACAUUUCGCAGUGGGACUGUAGCUGCAAAGGCUGGCAGUUAACGGGGUUGCCGUGUCACCAUGCGGUUGCGGUUAUCAGCUGUAUUGGACGCAGCCCUUACGAGUUGUGUUCUAGAUAUUUUAGCGUUGAGAGUUACAGGGUGACGUACUCUGUGUCGAUAAACCCGGUGCCUUUGUUGGAAGGAGGGGAGAUGUGUUGUAGAGAGAGCUCUGGGGGGUCUGCGGUGACGGUGACGCCGCCGCCGACAAGGCGGCCACCGGGGAGGCCGCCGAAGAAGAAAACGCCGGCGGAGGAGGUGAUGAAGCGGCAGCUGCAGUGUAGUAGGUGCAAGGGACUUGGGCAUAACAAGUCGACUUGUAAAGAAUAUCUUCUUGAAUGUUAGUUGUUUAUGUAUCGUUCGUUUUCAUUAUGUUUAAUUAACUUUCAUCAACUUUUUAUGAUCAAUCUGUAAGAAAGGAGGAUUGGUUUUUUUACUUUAAAACACUUUUGUAUUUUAGUUUCAUUCAAUAAAAUUUCUUGCCAAAGUUCUU
Messenger RNA from Brassica oleracea var. oleracea, 2632 nucleotides. RefSeq lists its product as uncharacterized. Gene Ontology annotation, molecular function: zinc ion binding; protein binding. The transcript is spliced from 3 exons. NCBI's taxonomy places the organism in Eukaryota, Viridiplantae, Streptophyta, Magnoliopsida, Brassicales, Brassicaceae. The record is from RefSeq and is a predicted model, not a curated record. The coding region runs from base 136 to 2484 and encodes 782 amino acids.